AUGACACCCAGCCAAGUUAUCGAACUUAACAACUGUGCUGUUGCUCUCAUGAAGCAAGAGCACUACCGUGACGCUAUCGUCGCUACCUCGUUCGCUUUGAAACAUUAUCGCGAGCUCGAAAUGGCUCAAACUCUAUAUGCCACAACGAAUUCUUGUAAUGAUAGUGAUAGCAUCGAUCAAUGUAUGAUGCAAACCGAUGCCAGUGAAUCUCAAAAUGGUUCCACUGCCGGGGAAUACAUCUAUGAACAUGGCAUCCUGAUUCCUUCUGAUGCCCACGAGACGGUUAACAUUGCAGCAAUCCUCAUCUUCAAUUCUGCUUUGUCGCACCAACUCUUGGCACGAAAGCACCCGGGAGCCGUACCUCAAAACAUCCUUCUCAAAGCACAGCGACUUUACGAGCUUGCUUAUGAUUUACAAGACAGCGAAGAAAAUGUUCUUUUCAAGUUUGCAGUCAUCAACAAUACUGCGAUUAUUCACAAGGCUGUUGGCAACCAGGCAAUGUUGGAAGAAUGCCUUGACUUUCUAGUAUCUUUGAUGAUGCUGUUUGUCGAUCGCGGAUACAGUGUGCAGCUAAAGCACGUGCUAAACUUCCUCGCCAACCUGGACGCAAAUGCACCAAUAGCGCCCGCCGCAUGA
Messenger RNA from Cylindrotheca closterium, 636 nucleotides. The record is from the annotation of a GenBank genome assembly. NCBI's taxonomy places the organism in Eukaryota, Bacillariophyta, Bacillariophyceae, Bacillariales, Bacillariaceae.